AUGUCGGGCUCGGUACAGUUGCGGGUGUUCCCGGAGCGCUGCCUGUUCGAUGAUCCUCUCCGGCUGGAGGUGAGCGGCUUGAUCCCCGGACAGGAGGUGACUCUCCGCACCGAGCUGACCGAUGAAGGCGGGGAGCCGUUCACUUCCCUGGGUCGGUACCGAGCCGGGAGCGGAGGGGAGCUGGAGCUGAGCCGGAGCCCGGCGCUGGAGGGCGGCACCUUCACCGGAGUAGAAGCGGAGGGGCCCCUGUGGGCUCUGGAGCCCCGGAAUGGUGUGAGGAGGAGGAUGAUGAAGAAGGACGUGCGGAGCCCCCUGAUUGUCCGCUUCUCCCUCCACCAGGAGCCGGCCGGAGCUGUGCUGAGCACUGCGGUCCAGGAGAGGAGCUUCCUGGGGGAAGGAGUCCGGAGGAUCAGGGUGAGGGAGGGCGCAGUGCGGGCCACUCUCUUCAUACCGCCCGGCCCUGGCCCAUUUCCUGGCAUCAUAGAUCUGUAUGGAACAGGAGGAGGUCUCGUGGAACACAGAGCCAGCCUCUUAGCCAAUCAUGGCUUUGUGACAAUGGCACUGGCGUUUUUUGAUUAUGAUGACCUUCCUAGCCAUCUAGGUGGGCUUAAUCUGAACUACUUUCAUGAAGCUUUGGAGUUUUUAAGACGACACCCAAAGGUUAACAAACAAGAAAUUGGGAUUAUAGGUCUUUCUAAAGGUGCUGACCUAGCAAUCACAAUGGCAACAUUCCUACCUGGAAUCAAGGCAGUUGUCAGUAUAUCCGGCUGCAAUGCCAACACUAUGGCCCCAUUACCUUGCGAUGGCUUUGUGCUCCCAUGCUUGGGGUUAAGUACUGAGAAGAUUAAGCUUACAGAAACUGGUGAACUGGAUAUGUCUGAGUUUAUGGAUGACCCUAUGGACCCGGCGUUUCACGAGUGCCUCAUCCCAGCUGAAAGGUCCUCUGCUGCCUUCCUCCUCUUAUCCGGUCUUGAUGACAAGAACUGGCCCAGUUCAUUAUAUAGUAAGCAGUUUGUUGCACAUCUCAAAGAGCACAAGAAGGACGUUGAAUCGUACUAUUACCCUGGGGCUGGCCAUCUGUUGGAGCCUCCAUACUUUCCUCUGUGCAAAGCAUCGAACCACAAACUAUUGGGAAUGCCUAUGUUAUGGGGAGGUCAGCUUAGAGCACAUGCUAAAGCACAAGAAGAUGCGUGGAAAAGGAUCCUAACAUUUUUCUCAAAGCAACUUAAAGCACACAGCCACCUGUAG
This is a messenger RNA of Staurois parvus, 1248 nucleotides long. The record is from the annotation of a GenBank genome assembly. NCBI's taxonomy places the organism in Eukaryota, Metazoa, Chordata, Amphibia, Anura, Ranidae.